Planococcus citri (citrus mealybug) is the source of this 2913-nucleotide messenger RNA. It is a transcript of the gene TP53INP, whose product is annotated as Tumor protein p53 inducible nuclear protein. Gene Ontology annotation, cellular component: nucleus; autophagosome. Gene Ontology annotation, biological process: positive regulation of DNA-templated transcription; autophagosome assembly. The transcript is spliced from 5 exons. The record is from RefSeq and is a predicted model, not a curated record. NCBI's taxonomy places the organism in Eukaryota, Metazoa, Arthropoda, Insecta, Hemiptera, Pseudococcidae. The coding region runs from base 234 to 1151 and encodes 305 amino acids.
UCUGAUAUAUAUUUGUAUAGUUGUUUAGUUGAAUUUUGAAAACCCGUGUAGGCCUCUACGGUUCUAAAUUUAAAUUACUGCAUCAUACGUUCAUUUCUCAGUGUACCUACGAUUGUGAUCUUUAGUGUGCGUGUAAUUACGCCAUUUGUUCGACUUGUAACAUAAUCAAAACAAUAAAACAGCUCACUUUCAAAAGCAUUCGUUGGCCUGUAAAUUAAACGAUCCGAUCAAUCAUGUUAUCAAAUAUUACCAACUAUUUAUUCGGCGGAUACCAAAACACCGAUGAAGCUGAAAAAGAUGUCCAUUUUCAAGAAGUCGAAGAAGAUGACUGGACGGUGGUCGAUACGUUAGGUAAUAAACAUGACAACGAUGAAGAUUUAAUAGUGAGCAACGAAACGUACAUAGCGUUAUCGCCGUCGUAUUUGAAAUCAGAAAACAGUCAAAAUUCCCGUCCUCCUGUACCUGAAAAAAGCACCUCAAGAAGAAGAAGCAUCAGCUGUAAAAGACUAGUGAAUCGUCGUUGUUCAACUCCUUUACGAGAGCUAAGUCCAGCGUGCGUCAAUUCCAAAGCAUUAGUACCUUAUGUGCCUAGAAAGGAAAGCAGAUCGUCGUCCAAGUCUUCCCUGUACGGUAUGGAGGAAUCGUGGUACAUUACACCACCUCCGUGUUUCGUAUCCGGACCGUACGAGACGAAACCAUCGUCGCUAGAAAACCUGCUGAUUGAACAACCUGGUGUCAACUUUUUAAACAGCAAUUUCGCAGACGAACAGCAGAUCGACGCGAGAAUCGAAUGUCAAAAUUCAGAUAAACAUAAACUGCCACCCAAACAUCUUUCUAAACAAAUUAAGCAAAAAGAAAACAUCGGCAUCAAAACUAUUACCAAAGAGAAAGAAACGCCUCAGCAGGAAGAAAAAAGACGCCAAAUACUUGAAAUUCACGAGCAGAAGAAGUUCAUUAAUGCGUGUCAGACUCAAAUCAAUACCGCACAAAAAGUUGAACAAAAAACACCCGGACAAUUUUCCAAACGUAAUCAAAUGGAACGUUUAAACAAAGUUCAAUACGAAUUGAGUUCACGCAAAAAACGUCAACGUCGCGCCGACCUUAACAAAAAACAUUCCGGUGUUAAUAAUAAUCGCAAAUGUUGUUAUUAGAAAAGUCACUGCCAUUUUGAGAUCUCAAAAACGUUCGUUUAAAAAUUAAUUACACCAACGAUGUAUUACUGUACCUAUGUCUUACUAAUAAUACGAUAUAUGUAUAAUGAUAAUGCGUACCAAUAAUUAAUUUAUUCUAAUUCAAUUAAAAUUGCACUCGUAAGGAAUUUUCAUAUACUACCUAUUCUCUAAAAUACUUGCGCUCUGCAUUAUGUUGUAAAUACAUUUUAUUAUUAACAAAUCUACGCAAAGAGUGUAAAACGCUAUAAUUUUUGUUUCAAUUUCAAUGUUAUUAAGAUUGAAAAUUUUUCAUUUUGAGAAAGUGUUGUUUGUUUAAUUUGUUUUAUUAUUUUAUACUUGUUGGCAAUAUUUUACUUAUUUUAUUUUUUUGAAGUAUGAUGAUUGUUUUUUCCCCUUUAUGUUUAACACCUUUGUGACUGGCAUUUUAUUCAAAAAGAACUGUUUUAUUUAUUUAUCCUUUCAUCUAUUUUUUUCUUUUUUUCGUUUAACUUAAGAGAUGAAAAUAUAGUUUUGUAUUUUAUUAUACCUAUUACCUACAUCUGUUUAGAUAGGAAGCUAUACUAUUUUUUUUGUCUGUUUUUAUUUCAUCUUUCUACAUAAUUAGAAACUUUUCUACGAUUUAUGACACUAAUUAAGAACCAAAAUAUUUAUGUUGUAUGUUACCAUCUGUUGACUAAUGCUAAUCAAAUUUUUCCUAUGUGUCACUAUAUGCAUAUAAAAUGCUGCGUAUACUAGAGUUCAACAUGUACGCGAUUAAUUUGUUGUAAAUAUAGUAUAAAACGCAUUGCCAUUAUUUUAUUGUUUUGGCUUUACAAUAUGUAGAUAUUAUGAAUCGAUAUUAGACUGUAAGAUCAUUUUUGAUUUAUAAAUCAUAGCACGAGUUAUGCUGAUAAUUUGGUUCUAUAGCUUUAAAAUUAAAUAUAGUUUUAUCAACGUUUACAUUUGUAUUCGUUUACAAAUGAAAAUGAUACAUAUAUUUUCAUAAGUAUCUCUGACUAUUUUUAAAAAGAACUGUUCAAUACCUAUAGUAUGUGUUUGUAUAUCAAAAUCACACUUAUUUAAUUUACUUAUAUUGUUUGUAUAGCUGUGAUCGUGUUUCUUCUUUUUUUUUUUUCCUCCCCAAUGUGAUGUUACAAAAAGGAAUUGUAGCAUUAAAAAACCCAAAUCAUUGUUGACAAUUUAUGUACUAUUAUUUUAUACGUAUGAAUUAUGUGAAUAGUGCAAUAUUAUUGGAAACUUCAUAGUCAUUAGAUUUACUAUUUGAAAACCUUUUGAAAUCGAAUGCGAUCGGGUUAAAAAAAAAACGGAUUACUUUGACGUUUAUAUAACUUUUAUGACACCUGUAGUGUUUCACUUUUAUUAGCGCAUUUUGUUGUGCAGUCAUUUUUUUGUUGUAUUGAAAGUUUAAAAUUUCUUAUGAUGUUUUUUUCUUUUUUAUAUAUAUGAAUAUUUGCUUCGCAAGACUAAGGCAUUUUCUGGAUUGAAAUUAUUAAUACAAUAGUUCAUGGAAAAAACUUUACUGGCGACAGAACUGACUCAUUUUUUUGCAUAAAUUAAAUAAUAUAUUUUGUAACAAAUAAGUCUAUAUUGUAGUUUAGAUAUAAAGUAACACUUGACAGUUGCUAUACUUGCAUGUAGUAGGUAUUAGUAACUGUGCAAACAGUUCCAAAAAAACAAAAACAAACAAAAUGUCAAUGUUCUAUUUUAAUUUCUACGAAAAAUAUAGAAAAUGCUAAUUGAA